AUGGCCACUUAAAAAAAGUAGGAAUUUUACAUGUUGAUUUAGGUAGUUAAAAUGUUACUGCUGUUCACCCGUGUAAGUUAACUGACUAAAAAUUUAGAUAAAAGCCAAAAUUAAAGAGAUUUUAGACAAAGGACGACGACACGUCAUUGAGGGCCUCGUUAAAAUUUACACUCAGCGUCAGCUUUCACGGACAAAUCAUCGAUGAUAUUGAUUCAUUAGAAAUAACACAAUACCAGUAGUUUGUUUUAUUUGUGAAGUUUCAACUCUUCAUAAUGCCACCUCAAAAUGAAGCCAGUGAUCUGCUUGAUACAGACAUCAGUUUCUCACUGGAACGCUUGUUUGAUCCGUACAACAUGGAUCAUAUUCCUGUUGAGAAGCACCUCGACGGCUUUAAUCAGAGAGACUUGUAUCAUGUGCGCCAUUAUAAAGCGGCAGUUAAGAUCUUUGGUGGUCCUCUCAGUCGGAAACGGGUUAUUAUCGCACCACCAAUGGAAACACCUUGGAAGCACAGACUUGGUUUGUAUCAAGGCUUGAAAACGUUUCCUUCACCUCCAGUGGUAAAUACUCAGCUGAAACCACAGACUCCACCAACAAAAGGACCAUCAAAAGAAAUGAUUGCAGCCAUGAAAGAGCAGAAAAAGAUAGAAGAAUAUCAGUCCUGGAUGUCUCAAAGAAUGAAACUCCGGGCCAACUUGGAAAACAUGGGUUUGAAUGAGAAAUGGCUCCAGAGAAAGGGUGACAUGAGUGAAGUGGAGGCGCGGGUUAUGAAUCGUCUGAGAGCGGAACGACUCAAAGAGCCCGAAGAGGAACCACGGCGGGUACUGCCCCGCCCCGCCCCGCCGGAACCCUGCGUGCCCAAGCUGAGUACACCAAGUCCUGAAGCUCUGCAUGGAGUGAAGCAGUUUCUGCAGGAACAGCGACUGCGGUUAGUGGACUUGUUCCAACAGGUGGACAAAGACAAGAACUGGUCGCUUUCUAAAGCAGAGUUUCUCAACGCCAUAAGUACGGCUAAUCUUCCUAUAAAGAAGGAAAAGCUGGAGGAUCUGAUGUGGGCUCUGGACAUGAAUCUGAAUGAUGAAGUGGAGUACAAGGAACUCAAAAAAGGGUUGGGCAUCCUCAAACUGGAACACAGGGCCUUGAAGAGGGAGGAAAUGUCUGCCAGUGGAGCCAAUAGUCCAGUUUCGCGAUCUUCAAGUGCUUCCUCUAGAAAAUGGUCGAGCAUGCAACACAGCUCCAGUGGAAAUGAGGUUCAGUCUUUAAACCUGUCUGGUGAUCUGGAGCAGGAGACGAGGAUUGACGCGAUGUCAUCACAGUCGGACGGGAAGCGGUCUGCGUCAUCGGGCAAGCGGUCUACGUCAUCGGGCAAGCGAUCUGCGUCAUCGGGCAAGCGAUCUACGUCAUCGGGCAAGAGCAGUGUGCGCAGCGGGAGUUCCUCAUCCCAGUAUCUGGAACCACCGGAGCUCGACCUGAGGCAGGAACAGUUCAUCCUGGACAGUGAGGAGAAGAUGGUUGACCGGUGCAAGUGUACGUUGGGUUUGCUCAAAUUGAAGGCUUCCUCUGGUGGCCAACAGUUGGAAAUGCCAUCUGCGAUUAAAGUGGGUUACAAACCGAUUGACGAUCACUUGUUGAAGUCCACUCUUGAUUCAGACAAGAGAGAUAUGAUCGAGCUCUUCAGACACAGGACACUCAAGGAGUACGACGACAUCAUCAAGCUGUGUAAAGAGCAUAAUGUCGUGCUGACAAAGAAAUUACUGGACAGGGUGUUGCUGUAUCCGCCUGAGAGGCCAUACCACGAAAUGUUCGAUCAGAUUGGACGAUGCUGGCGUUCAAGAAAUAAAGUCUUUAAAACACAGAUGGCUGACACACAGAAAGAAAAGAAAAGCCGACGUGUUGGAAUAAAACAGGUUGACUCGAAUCUAGACAGCAGUGAUGUAUCUUCUAAAGUGGACUGCUGGAUUAGUUUUGACGAGUAUUGCAAGUUAACAGGGUACAAACCCAGACAUAUAGACAGCAAUGCGUUUUGGCCUGGUCACCUGCUCGACAAACUGAGAUUGUGUAUGCCUCCGUACGAUGGAGCUGCACCCUCAACGGAUAAUCGUCACGCCAUUUUCCACGAAGUGAAGAAAACAAAGAGAUGUAACCAUGGCUACGACAACAACAUGAAGUGGUGGCCGCCGGGAAGAAAUGGUUAUGUGCAAUAUGCAGACUGUGAAACCUACCAUCGACGGCUUCUUGACUGAAGAAUGUUUUGCUGUUAUACAUUUGGUUUUUGAUUUGUUUAUUUAGUGAUUUACUGUAAAGACCAGGUCAGUUAAAAACUUCAUGACUUUCACAUUCAUAUGUGCCCAUUGCCAGUCUUGUCAUUUUAACACUAAUUGGCCAAAUUCUGCAUAGAAAAUAGAGAUUUUGGGGUGUUCAUGUUGGUUGCCACAUAAAACUAGAGAUGUGAUUUUUUUUUUAAUUCCCCAGCUUUUUAAAAAAUCUGAUUUCAUAUUCAUGGGAGGUUUUUAUUGCUGAAAAUAGUGUUUCCUUAAACCAGUGGAUUUGACUUUGAAUGGUGAAAAAUUACUGAUGUAGGUGUCAUGUCGAGUUUUCAACUUUCAAAACGAUUACUUUAUCUGUUAUUUCUACAACAGGUAUCACCUCCCUAUAAACUGCAUUCCAACUACCGGUAUUGUAGGAAAUUAAUUUAUCAAACAUUCCAACUACCGGUAUUGUGAGAAAUUAAUUUAUCAAACAUUCCAACUACCGGUAUUGUAAACAUUCCAACUACCGGUAUUCCUUGAAAAUGUGCUUAAUUUAAGGAAUAUUUUAUUAGCCAAAAAUUAAAUGUUGUAGCCACUUUGAAUAAAAAUUAUCCCAGUUAAUGUUUUAAAAGUGACAAAUGUAAUACAUGACACAUAAUGAUACUACAAAACCCAUUUAAAAUUAUUUAUGUAAUUAUUUUAGUUGUCCUUACACAGAAUGCACCAAAUUAGAAACCACCACAUUAAAAAAAAUUUAGGGAAGAUAUUCCUCAAUUACCCUCCCCCACCCCUUACCAACUUAGAAUAUAGUGAUUGUUUUAAUGGAAAUUAGUAACUUCUCUACCAAACAAGUCAAUGGAAAUAUUUAUUGAUUUCUACCUCCGAUUGGUGACCCGAAAUAUCAAUCUAUGUUUUGUCAAAUAAAUAGCUGCUCAUGUGUGGUCAACUAUUGUGAGGCAGUGUUCGAGAUUAACAGUUUUGGCCAGUAUCCCAGUUGGAUACUAACAUUUCAAAAUCUGGCAUUCCACCUGAGAAUUUAGUAUUAUAUGGUAUCCCGGUGGGAUACUGGGUUCUUGAAGUCUGGUAUCCAAAAUUAAAUUCUGGUAUCCCCGGGAUAUCGGGAUACUGUUAAUCUCGAACACUGUGAGGUGGUAAUUACUGGACAAGUCAUCAAGUUCGUUUGAUCCUACAGUUGAGCUACGUGACUCUGUGCCACGUGUUCAGCUCAUUUCCUGGUGUUCGACAGAAAUAGUUUAGUACAUUACCUAAACAUCCUUUAAAAGAGUGGUUUAUCGGGUUGACGAUGGCAACACUUGAAUAAACUGCUAUGGUCAUAGUUGCAAAAGUCCACAUUUCACUAUUUUUACUUCCAAGAUGAAUCGCUACAAACUAAUCCAUUCCAAACUGUUUCAUAUUUAACUUGAUAAUCUUUGGCUAAAAUUUUAAAAGAUAACAAAAUCUGUAUCACCCCUUCUGGCUGAAUCUAUGAUGAUUUUUAAUCUUUCUCUCCUUGAAACUUUGGUCUUUAAUUAUUCAGGGGCGGGACGCAGCCCAGUAGUAAAAUGUUCACCUGAUGCCGUCAAUCGGCCCAUUUUUCAUUCCAGCGAAAGCACCACGAUUGGUAUAUCAAAGGCCAUAGUAUGUGCUCUCCUUUCUGUGGGAUGGUGCAUAUAAAAGAUCCAUUGCUACUAAUGGAAGCAGAUUUCUUCUCAAGACUAUGUCAAAAUUACCAAAUGUUUGACAUCCAACAGCUGAUGAUUAAUAAAUCAAUGUAAUCUAGAGAUGUUGUUAAACAAAAGAAAAAACAAAUAUUCAUUUUAAACGGACACAAAGAAUUUAUAGUAGUGAUUGUGGUAUUAUGCCUUACCCCACUGGUUACAUUUCUUAAUACAAAAUUGUUCUGUUAUUACAUUGAAUUAUUUGGCUUUAAUUUUUUAUUCACAUAUCUUUCCAUUAUGAAACUGUUUAAUCAGCAACAUAGAGAGAAAAAUAUGUCUGCCAUAUUCAGUUUCUCAGAUGGCCGGUUGAUCUUUUUUUAAUUCAUGCACAUUUUCACCCAUAUAAGAACCCUCCACAUUUAUUCUCAGUUUCUUCUCAUCUGUGUGGCCCUCAACUAUAUGUCUAAUGCCAUAUAAGUUAUAACCGUUAUACGUGUCUAGUGUGUCAUUAAAUAAAACAUUCCUUUCUUCAUUUUCCACUCUGUACUCCAUGUGCUCGGCGAUCAUUUGUCCCAUGAUAACCGUGUCAUUUACCUACUUUGAAGAUAGCAGGGUGUGAAUAUUAAAAUUGUGUAUGCUUCAUGUGCAUUUUUGUAUGAGAACCAUGUUAUUUUGUCUCUUAUGUGGUAAUAUACUGUACAGUAAUCACGAUUUGAAAGUCACUUGUACUGUACUUUAUGUGAACCUUUCUGGUCUUCAUAAGUUUGUAUUCUGAAUGAAACCAUAGAAACGCCAAACAUGUACAGUACUGAAUGAAAGAAAUAACACAACACUUUGUCUUGUAUUUGUAGACCAAAUGUAAUUCAUUAAUGACAGAGCAAUAUCUGUACAAAAUACAUAUAAUGUGGGAUCGAAAGUCAGUAAUAUGGGAAUUGUUUCUAGUAAUAAAAUAAUGAAGUACACAUAGACAGAACUGCACUGCAAUUGCUUUACAGUGUCUCUUCCAAUACUGGCCUUCAUCUCUAUACCAAAAGGGAAAUUUAGCAUAGGGAAUUUGAUGGCAAUUUGUUAACUAACUCUUUUAUUUACAAAAAAAAAAAAAUGCUAUGCAAAUUGGUAUGGGUUUAAAUCUUAAUGACUUUUAACAUUACUCAUUAUAGUUAAUGCCAAAUUCCAUUUUGAUGCAAAUGGAUUAUAGUUUUCAUGUAAUCUCUCAAUUAUUUUCUUUAGUAUACAUGUCUCUGAAUUUAAAAACAACAGUACAUCUAUAUUAUUUUGUAGGUAUUUCUUAAUGCAAAAAGGAUAAUCUUUGUAACUGUUCUAUGCUUCUACAAUUUAUGGAUUUUUAUGCUUUACAUUUUUUUUUUUUUACAUGUAAUUUUAUAUGGCUUUACAUAUUAAAUAUAUCUUUUUAUAAACCUUGCUGAAUAACAAAUUUUGUUUACUGGCAGUUUUCCAGGAUAACUAUCUUUUUAUAGUGCACAUUCCAGAACUGCUGAAUAAGAAAUGCUGAUGACCAAAAUAAAUAUUACCAUAUACAAGUUGUAUUUUAAUAUACCAAAUGUAUUGUCCACUAAAAACGUUUAUAAAACUUUUUAUUAUUUAUUAUACUAUUUAAUAUAUGUUUGCUAUACUGCUGAAUAACAAAUGUGCUUACAAUGUGUUAUUUAUUUAUUUAUGUAAUUAUAAUACAAUGUGUGUGUGUAUGCUAUGUGAUACAAAUAUAUACUAAACAAGU
Messenger RNA from Gigantopelta aegis, 5642 nucleotides. RefSeq names its product EF-hand calcium-binding domain-containing protein 12-like. The record is from RefSeq and is a predicted model, not a curated record. Lineage: Eukaryota; Metazoa; Mollusca; Gastropoda; Neomphalida; Peltospiridae. Gene Ontology annotation, molecular function: calcium ion binding. The coding region runs from base 273 to 2240 and encodes 655 amino acids. The transcript has 7 exons.